AUGAAUUCAAACGUUACAUCGGUUAAAUUAGUUCUGUUGGGUGAAGCCGCUGUCGGUAAAUCCUCAAUCGUAUUAAGAUUUGUCUCUAAUGAUUUUUCAGAAAACAAAGAACCCACCAUUGGUGCUGCAUUUUUAACACAAAGAGUUAAUAUUGGUAAUCAUACUAUAAAGUUUGAAAUCUGGGAUACUGCAGGGCAAGAAAGGUUUGCCUCAUUGGCUCCUAUGUAUUAUAGAAACGCCCAAGCUGCAUUGGUAGUAUAUGAUGUAACUAAGCCACAAUCUUUUAUAAAAGCUCGCCAUUGGGUUAAAGAAUUGCAAGAACAAGCAAACAAGGGGAUUAUAAUUGCUUUAGUUGGGAAUAAAGCUGAUAUUAUUGAGGAUGGAGAAGAAAGAAAAGUAGCUCGUGAAGAAGCUGAAAAGUUGGCAGAAGAAGAAGGAUUAUUAUUUUUCGAAACCAGUGCCAAGACUGGUAAUAACGUCAAUGAAACUUUCUUGGCCAUUGGGGAAAAGAUACCUUUGAAAAACUCCAGUUCUGCAAACGAUCAACAUCAUGAUACUAAUAAUAAUAACAAUCAAAGAAUAGACUUGGAUAACAAUCCUGUAGACGCAGCUUCCAAUGCUCCAGGUUGCAGUUGUUAA
Messenger RNA from Henningerozyma blattae CBS 6284, 639 nucleotides. RefSeq names its product Rab family GTPase VPS21 (gene VPS21). Gene Ontology annotation, molecular function: GTPase activity; GTP binding. The record is from RefSeq and is a predicted model, not a curated record. The transcript has a single exon. NCBI's taxonomy places the organism in Eukaryota, Fungi, Ascomycota, Saccharomycetes, Saccharomycetales, Saccharomycetaceae. Bases 1 to 639 code for a protein of 212 amino acids.